Dermacentor andersoni is the source of this 2961-nucleotide messenger RNA. RefSeq names its product WD repeat-containing protein 36. The record is from RefSeq and is a predicted model, not a curated record. NCBI's taxonomy places the organism in Eukaryota, Metazoa, Arthropoda, Arachnida, Ixodida, Ixodidae. Gene Ontology annotation, molecular function: protein binding. Gene Ontology annotation, biological process: rRNA processing. Gene Ontology annotation, cellular component: Pwp2p-containing subcomplex of 90S preribosome; small-subunit processome.
GACAAUCUUGUGCCGUUGUGCCAUGUGUCUCGCGUGGUGCUAGGUGCAAGCACUGUUGACCUGAUGAUUGUGGUUGAACAAACGUUUUUUCAGAACUGGUGUUAAAACAAUGAAGGCCGACACCUGUCCAAGCCGAAUAUUCCAAGGGUACAGAGCCUUGGGAUACGUCUGCAACCACGUGCCUUUCGUACUGCGGUAUAUUCACAGGCGGAAAGAGCAUCUUGUCAUCACGUCUAUUGGGAGGUGCUUUCACACCUUCGGCGGAACGAAACUCGACCUGCUGACAGCAAGCCAGGCACAUGACGAUGAUAUCAGUUGCAUUGCUGGCGACUCCCGGCUGGUCUACACGGCAUCUGGAAAGACAAUUUACUCCUGGCUACGUGGAAGCGAGCUGCAAAACACCUUCAGUGGUCAUGAGCACGAAGUCAAGCUGCUGCUUCCAUUUGGGAACCACCUGGUUUCUGUAGAUGAAUCCGGCAGGGUAAUCGUCUGGGAAAUCAAAACAGCAGAGCUCUAUCUGGAGCUAUCACUUGACUCCGCCUCAUUCCGGGCCAGCACGCUGCUCCAUCCAGUCACAUAUGUGAACAAGAUCCUGGUGGGCAGUGAGCAGGGACCCCUGCAGCUGUGGAACAUCCGGACUGGAACACUGGUGUACACAUUCUCUGGCUGGCAGAGCACUGUCACUGCACUUGAACAGUCUCCUGCAGUGGACGUGGUUGCUGUGGGCCUGGCCAGCGGUGAAACCAUUCUGCACAACCUUAAGUAUGAUGAAACGCUGAUGCGCUUCCAACAGGACUGGGGCCCUGUCACGGCUGUGUCUUUCCGCACAGACGGGCACUCGCACAUGGCAACUGGCAGCCCCAUCGGUCAUGUGGCUGUCUGGGACCUGGAGAAACGUGCCUUGCACAGCCAACUCUUGGAGGCCCACCGGUCAGCGGUGACCGGCAUGCGCUUUCUGCCAGAUGAGCCUCUGCUGCUGACGUCUUCGCCCGACAACUCUCUGAGGAUGUGGAUCUUUGACCAGUCAGAUGGCAGUGGUCGUCUGCUUAAACAGCAGCAGGGACACAGCAGUGCUCCCUGUCGGAUUCGGUUCCAUGGGGCUGCUGGCACCAACAUUUUGAGCGCAGGCAUGGACAGCACGCUGCGUUCCUUCUCCACUAUUGGUGAAAAUCUCAACAAGAGCCUUGGCCAGGCAUCCUACGAUCGCAAGAAGGCCAAGAAGUAUGGUGUGCUCAAGGACCCGGGAAAGAUGCCACCUAUCUGUGAAUUCACCUCAGAAACAACACGUGAGAAGGAGUGGGACAACGUGGCAGCCUGUCACCGGGGUGUCAAGAGGGUGACAACGUGGUCCUACGACCGCUGCUGUAUGGGGAAGCACCAGCUGUUGCACGACCGAUUCAAGGGGGUCCAGGGUGUCUCCGCUCUGUGUGUGUCUCUCAGUGCGUGUGGGAACUUUGUGACCAUUGGCUACAGCUCUGGUCACGUUGACCGCUUCAACAUUCAGUCGGGACUGCACCGUAUGACCUAUGGCAAGGAUCUUGCUCAUGAGGGACCCGUGAGGGGCGUUACAUCGGACGCACUCAACCAGGUGGUGGUGACCGCCGGUGCCGACAGUCACCUCCGCUUCUGGGCAUUCCGAGAUGGCCGGCAGCUGUCGCAGGUGGCCCUCAGCGCACCUGUUGCCCGCAUCUGCCUCCAUCGAGAAAGUGGCAUGCUGGCUGUUGCCUCGGACGACUUCUCCAUCUGCGUGGUGGACGUGGAGCUUCGCAGGGUGGUUCGAGCAUUUGCCAGUUACUAUAGCCAAAUCACCGACAUGGCCUUUAGUCCCGAUGCCCGCUGGUUAGUGACUUCAUCCACAGACAAGCUGGUUCGAACAUGGGACUUGCCAUCAGGCUGCCUUGUGGACUGCUUUGAGGUGCCAUCCCCCGUCACCAGCCUUGACUUGUCGCCAACGGGCGAAUUUCUUGCCACGGCCCAUGCCGACGACCUCGGUGUGUUCCUGUGGGCCAAUGCCACACUCUACAGCCAUGUGACACUCCGGCCUCUGCCACCCGACUACGUGCCCAGGCUAGCUGAGCUGCCUGCCACAACUGUUGAUGACGAAGGUGGCGAGCCUGUCAUGGACAACGAUGAAUUGAUGGACAUGGGUGCAUACGAAUCUCCCGACCAGAUUGCGCCUGACAUGGUCACCCUGUCCAAGUUGCCAUACUCACGUUGGCAGAACCUGCUCAACAUUGAAGUCGUCAAGCAAAGGAACAAGCCCAAGGAGCCAGCGAGUGCCCCCAAGGCAGCACCAUUCUUCCUGCCUACAACAAUCGGCCUGGACCCUCAGUUUGUCAAGCUUGAUGACAAGGAGAACGUGGCACCAUCAAAAAUCACCUCGUUCGAGCACUUUCAGCUGACUGCAUUUGCAAAGCUGCUGAACUCUUGUGCCGAGUCCAACAGCUAUGGCCCAGUAUUUCAGUGGCUCAAGGAACUAGGACCGUCCAGCGUUGACUUUGAGAUCCGAGGUCUCUUGCCUGAAGCCGGCGGUUCCUCGGAGGCUCUGCUGAACUUUCUCAAGGCAAUGGGCAGUGGCUUGAAAACACGCCGUGACUUUGAGCUUAUUCAGUCCUACCUCGGCCUUUUCCUAAAGGUUCACGCCGACGUGAUGGCUUCGGAAGACGCAUUCCGGGAGGAGCUCAUAUCGAUUGCAGACACGCAGCACAACUCUUGGAAAGACCUUGAAGCAGCAUUCAACCAGUCACUCUGCAUUGUUAAUUACCUAAGGAGUGCCAUCCUGUGACAAACCUGAGCAGCAAAGUUGUUAGUGUAAAUACAUUUUCAUCACACCAUCACCACUGUGGUAGUCACUCUGUUGAAAUCCUACUUUAAGUCUCAUUCGCUCAUUAUUUUCCCAGUGUUGUUUCUGGAAGCAAUAAAGAGAAGCAAGAAACUGCCUUCUGGUGCAGUUAUGAUGUA